Molecule: messenger RNA, 849 nt
Organism: Gongylonema pulchrum
Lineage: Eukaryota; Metazoa; Nematoda; Chromadorea; Rhabditida; Gongylonematidae
Source: the annotation of a GenBank genome assembly
AUGUUCCGGAAGUUGGCAGUCUCUGCUGUUAUUUGGCUAACCUGGUUAGCUGCCGAUACAAUUCAUGCACAUCCAACGGAGUCAGCUGCUGAUGCCGGUCAGUUCAAAUGCACUGAUAAGUCUUUUUCAUCCUAUUUUGCCCAAAAUUUAAUAGUUAACCUUGUUUCAGAUUCAGUGCAGCAGGAAGUACGAAAAUUUUACGGUAGUUUGAAUGCAGAAGAAAAAGCACAGCUGAAGCAUUUCGCCAAAAUGAAUGCUGCUAACUUCUCACUGACCGAUAACCAGUUUAUGGAUAGCCUUAAGGACGAAGCAGCUGGAUUAUUCGGUAAGCUAAGCGGUUUCAGAGAUGCUGUCAAUGCAAAGCUGGAUACGAUGCAACCGGAAAGUCGAGUUUUUAUUGAACAGGUUCUUCGGAAAUUUUUGGCAGCUUUUAGUCAAGACGGCAUAAUGAACAUUCUGGAUGCAAUGAAAGGUCUUGGAAAACAGGUUCUGGACAUGUAUGAUGGUUUGGAAAAGCCAACCCAGCAAGACGUGCUAAAGGCCUUUCCAACUAUCGGAUCAUUCGCCACUAGUGAUGUUGUUCGUUUGAUAUUGCAAAAAGUAGCGGAAUUUGAUUUAGUAUCAAGAACAUGGACACCGGCACCGACUGUGGACCUCGAAGGCGACGAUUCGGGAAAGCAACCACCGAAAAAGUCACGGCACCAUUCACCAGACCCGGAGCCAGUUGAUCUCACAGACGAAACAGAUUCGGAUCAUCAGAGGAAGAAGGGAGCGAGAACAACCGCGUUGUACCCUCAAGUUGGUGAUGAUGAGCCGAUGCAUGUAAAGGAACUCGUCAAAACCAAAUAA